Molecule: messenger RNA, 264 nt
Organism: Erigeron canadensis
Lineage: Eukaryota; Viridiplantae; Streptophyta; Magnoliopsida; Asterales; Asteraceae
Exons: 3
Coding region: 1-264 (87 amino acids)
Source: RefSeq, a predicted model, not a curated record
AUGCCGAGUUGGGUGAGACCAGAGGUAUAUCCUCUUAUGGCUGCAAUGACGUUUGUGACAAGCAUAUGUGUUUUCCAGCUUACUCGAAAUGUUUUCAUGAACCCCGAUGUCAGAGUGAAUAAGGCUCACCGUACCAUGGCUGUGCUCGAAAAUCAUGAAGAGGGUCAAAAAUACGCUGAACAUGGUCUUCGGAGAUUCUUACGUACACGACCACCUGAGGUCAUGCCGACUGUCAACGCCUUCUUCUCCGACACCACCAAAUAG